CUAUAUUUUUUGCAGAAAAUGGCGCGUGUUUUGGUUGGCGUUAAGCGUGUGAUUGACUACGCCGUCAAGGUGCGCGUCAAGCCCGAUAAGACCGGUGUGGUCACCCAGGGCGUUAAGCACUCGAUGAAUCCCUUCGACGAGAUUGCCGUGGAGGAGGCUGUGAAGCUCAAGGAGAAGAAGCUGGCCACUGAGGUUAUCGCCGUCUCCGUGGGCCCGGCUCAGUCUCAGGAAGUGAUUCGCACGGCCCUGGCCAUGGGUGCCGACCGUGGAGUCCACGUAGAGGUGCCUGCCGCCGAGUACGACCUUCUGCAGCCAAUCCACGUGUCGAAGAUUCUCGCCAAGCUGGCUCUCGAUGAGAAGGCCGACCUGGUGAUCCUUGGAAAGCAGGCCAUCGACGACGAUGCUAACCAGACGGCUCAGAUGACCGCUGCUGUUCUCGACUGGCCACAGGGCACCUUCUGCAACAAGAUCGAGAAGACGGACGCCGGCUUGACGAUCACCCGUGAGAUUGACGGAGGCUUGGAGACCAUCAAGACCAAAACCCCGGCAGUUCUGAGCGCUGAUCUGCGCUUGAACACGCCCCGAUAUGCCACGCUGCCAAACAUCAUGAAGGCCAAGAAGAAGCCCCUGAAGAAGGUCACCGCCAAGGAUCUGGGAGUUGAUACCACACCCCGCAUCGAAGUUGUCUCCGUGGAGGAUCCGCCAGUGCGCAAGGCAGGUGCCACCGUCGCUGACGUGGAUGCUCUCGUGGCCAAGUUGAAGGAGGGAGGACACGUCUAGGUUCUCUGCCAACAAAUUGUGAGCACAAAUUCUACGUUCUUUUUAUUAGUUGAAAUUAUCAGAUAUGUGCAUUUAUCUAGCCUCCAGGCUUUAAUAUUCUACUCCUCGCGAGCAUCCCGUUGUAGUGCUUUAAGUGAAUUCUGAAUUGGAAUUUAUUUUCGUUGUGUCCAGCUUUAAGAAUAAAGUGAUUGUAAGCUCUAAAAA
Messenger RNA from Drosophila bipectinata, 984 nucleotides. RefSeq names its product Electron transfer flavoprotein beta subunit (gene Etfb). The record is from RefSeq and is a predicted model, not a curated record. Gene Ontology annotation, cellular component: mitochondrion. Lineage: Eukaryota; Metazoa; Arthropoda; Insecta; Diptera; Drosophilidae. Gene Ontology annotation, biological process: fatty acid beta-oxidation using acyl-CoA dehydrogenase; amino acid catabolic process. Gene Ontology annotation, molecular function: electron transfer activity.